AUGUCUACUACCCGCAUUGCCGUCGUCACAGGUGCCUCCCGAGGAAUCGGAGAGGCCAUCGCCUUGCGUCUUGCAGACGAUGGACUUGACGUUGCCGUGAACGAUAUUCCUUCAAUGGCAGAAUCGCUCAAAGCGGUUGCCGAGAAGAUACGGCAGAAGGGCAGGCGCUCUCUCGUCGUGACUGGGGACGUCUCGAAUGAAAAUGACGUGAAGGCCAUGGUUGAUAAAGUCGUAGAGACACUCGGAGGAUUGGACGUUAUGAUUGCAAAUGCAGGCAUUGCCUUUGUGAAGCCAGUCGUCGAGACUUCUGUCGAAGAUUAUGAUCGCGUCAUGUCUAUCAACGCUAAAGGUGUCUUCUUGUGCUUCAAGUAUGCUGCUGUCCAGAUGAUCAAGCAAGGCCGAGGUGGAAGAAUCAUAGGCGCUUGUUCCAUGGCUGGCAAGACGGGAUUCAGUAAUUCUUGUGCAUACUGUGCGUCGAAAUUUGCAGUGCGGGGACUUACUCAAACUUGUGCGCUUGAAUGGGCGAAGCACAACAUCAUUGUCAACAGCUAUGCUCCUGGAUUUAUUAACACCCCGAUGAUAACGGAAAUCAAUAAGGUUGUGAGUGAGACGGACAAAAGUUCAAACACGCUGGAUUUUGUGGGCUUCGGGAAGGAUACUCCAACCGCGCAGCCAUCCGCCAUCGGGGAACUUGUCUCCUAUCUCGUAAAGCCAGAGUCUCAAUUCGUCAGUGGCCAAUGCAUAAAUAUCAAUGGAGGCAUUUGCUUUGACUGA
Molecule: messenger RNA, 774 nt
Organism: Sparassis crispa
Lineage: Eukaryota; Fungi; Basidiomycota; Agaricomycetes; Polyporales; Sparassidaceae
Product: Versicolorin reductase
Exons: 9
Coding region: 1-774 (257 amino acids)
Molecular function (GO): oxidoreductase activity, acting on the CH-OH group of donors, NAD or NADP as acceptor
Source: RefSeq, a predicted model, not a curated record